This is a messenger RNA of Gopherus evgoodei (Goodes thornscrub tortoise), 6028 nucleotides long. It is a transcript of the gene CATSPERG, whose product is annotated as cation channel sperm associated auxiliary subunit gamma. Gene Ontology annotation, cellular component: motile cilium; CatSper complex; sperm principal piece. The transcript has 33 exons. The coding region runs from base 72 to 4049 and encodes 1325 amino acids. Lineage: Eukaryota; Metazoa; Chordata; Testudines; Testudinidae. The record is from RefSeq and is a predicted model, not a curated record.
UCACUGUGUGAAGUGUUUAUAUCAGUUUCAUAGCUAGAUCAGUCAAGUGUUUUACUAUAUCAAGGUUAAAUAUGAUUAUUCUUGAUGAAGUGGACAGAAAGCUUCAAUGUUUCAUUUAUUCUUCAGGGUCCCUGUGUAGAAACCAAGAGACGCAGAAUAUGCAGCAUCUUUUUGCCCUGCUGGUUCUGCUGCACAUGCAGGUUUGCCUGCUGUUGAAGGACUGCGAGUGGAAAGUUGUGCUCAACGAUUUUGAUAAUCUAGGUGGGGACCAAGCUGUGUUCUUUAGGCAGCACCCAGUCACUAGCGUAGCUUCUGUGUUCCAGAAUCUGACAGACUCGGCCAUAGACCUGAAUGAUAAAAAUUCGCACUACCUGGGCUUCCCAUACUACCUGAAAAUCAGUCUAACCUGCAUCACUCAGGAUGCGACGAAGGUCAUUCGCAGUGCUCACCUAACGGGGCUGAGGCCCAUUGUGACCGUAACGUUUGAAGCGCCUGUCAAUACAGAGCGUCAGAAACCCCAGGAGCUGCAGAUUGAGAUGAAAGGCGCCCCUUACCGGCUCCAGGGGCCUUGUGCCAGCGAGGAGGUUUGCCGGAUGUGCUGGUACACACCCAUGCCAAUGACGAAGAGGAGCGUGGUCAUGGAGGUCCUGGUCAAGAGCAAUGGCCUGGGCCUUGAAGUGGACGACAAGAGAUUUGUUAUGAAUAUUAACGGCUACGUGAAGGAAACUGAGACCGGUUUACAAUCUUCCCUAGGAGAGAAGUUCCGUGGGGAAAGCCCUGACUCCUUCCAGCAGCUGCUUUUAUCCUCUCGCCUCUCCAGUCCUUUGUUCUCCAGCUGGGAGAUGUCGCCUAGCUGCCCUGCUGAGAGGUGGAAAAAUCCAUCUCCCUCUGUGCUGCGGGUUGCUAGCAUCAACGUUACAUCACUGGCGGAGAUGAUCUCACUAGACAGCCGGUCUCGUCCCAUUUGGUCCACCUUCAAUCAAGCCCCUGUGCUGAUCCUCGGGGGAUUCCAGGAUUACAAAAUCAUUCUGGUUUCAGACUCGGAGUUUGCGGAUUUCACUGCUGUGGAGGUGGGGAUCGACAGCUGCUGGAUCGGGUCCGUGAACUGCCCCCUGGACUCGUUCUCCUCCUCCAUUUUCGAUGCCAUCGCUACAGAAAGCGUGCUCCUCCUCCGCCAGAACCAGCUGGUCUAUUACUUCACUGGGAACUAUUCAGUCCUUUUUCUUCCUGUGCCGGGAUCCGGCCUCUGGACCCGUGUGCUGAACAACAUCUGCGUGUCACGGUUAAACCCGGUGCACUUCCCCCACAACGACUCCGAGUUCGUGAUUGCUCUUGGAGGGGGCGUGCAAGAAGGAGAAUUCUUCCUUGGCACCAUUCGCGAUGGAGCCGUUCGGUUUCCCGAAUCACACGCCAAGGGGAGGAAGACAGUGUGUGAACAUUUGAAUAUUUCUUGCGCGAUCCUCUGGGCUGUCUACGUCACGGAAGAGGAGAUGAUUGUGCUUCUGGUGGAAGGGAAGAAAAAGAGCAGCAAGUCCAAUUACUACAUCAUGGCCUACGAUCAAGGUCGGUCUGUCGCUCUGGACCGAUACAAGUGUAAAGCCAGCUGCUGUGAAUCAGCGUCCUUCCAUCGAAGUCCGUGGAGCGACGCUGAGGUUCACGUUCUGCGAAUCAGGUCCCUAAGUGGGCUGUGUUGGGGGGCGCAGUGGGGGCAGAAUGUGUUGUCAGAUCCUGCUAGCCCCUGUGCUCAGCAGGGAAGGGCCUCAGGAGGGAUUAAUGGAGAUUUCUGGAUGUUGUACUCCAUCCCUCGCUUCAUACCCAAAGCUAGGAUUUGUGAUGUUGCUGGGACUGGAAGAAUUACACGGAUUCCCCGCUGGAUCCCAAGGGGGCUGUCCUAUAACCCAUUCAGCACAAUCUUCUACAUCUGGGGCAAUGUUAUUUUACAAAGCUACGACCUGGUUAAUUACAUUCAUCUCUCCGACUUCCCCCAGCGAUCCCCCAUCAGCUACUUCAUUCUGUCGUAUGUAGGGGAAUUCGUGUGUGUGACAGUCUCGGAGGAGAUCUGGUUUUCUGUGGAAGGCAGCUCGGUCGUCGUUCGGCUUUACCCCUCCGAACCCUGGGACAUGUUCUUCAGUCUCCAGCUAAUGAGAGGGUCGAAGGACUUUAGCUUCAACGAGACCUUUGUGAGCCUCUUCUUUAACAAGGAGGGGCUGCAGCAGCUGGUUUACAUCCCGGAUGGACACGGGGAGGGAAAGCUGAUCAAGAGGAACUUCCCUCUCCAUUAUAUAUUGUCGUACCGGCACCUCAUCAUCCAUCAAUACCAUUGGCUGUAUUUAGAAGAUUCUCAGUAUAUCAAGUUCUUCCAUCCCUGCUCCUUCUCGGUCAUGCGCCUCGAGGACCUCCCAGCCCCUCAGCGCUUCACCCGGAUGGAGCACUACUGCACCGAGCCGCCGGAGGUCAUGGACAGAACAGGCUUCCACAACAACGUGUCUCUGGCUGUAUACCAGGGACUGAUCUUCCAGCUGCUCUGGCUGCACGCGGACUAUAGCAGGCCUUAUGCUGACCCAGUCCAUGACCCAACUUGGCGCUGGUGGAAAAACAGAAAGCAAUACGGAGAGUAUUUCUUUUACGUAGCGAGCAAUGGCAACUCCUCUGGAGGCGUCUAUGUCGACAUGGAGGGCUACACGAAGAUCUAUGACCUGCAGCCCAAUAACCAGCUGCCCAGCAAGAUUUACCUGGACAAGAAUAACGUCUUUUCUUUCUCAGUGUUCCUGAGCAUCAGGUCAAAGGCACAAAGCAUGGAGGAAAUGCUGGAAGAGAACUCUCUUGAUUUUGUGUGGCUCACCGUUGUCUUAGCGCAUCCGAGGUUUGUGGUUUCAGACCUCCACCGGCACUAUCUGAUGGGCCGGGGCUCCGUGCUGUAUUUGGUGACCAUCAGAGACACCGGCCAGUAUCCGGAACAAGAGCUGAGUGGGACAAAACUUCUGAAGAGUUCAAUGGCUUUAAAGCCUCCUGUCACCUCCUGGGCAAUUGUCCUCCUGCAGGUCCCUGCUGAGUUCACAAAUUCCACCUGCCUGACAUCCCGGUUCCUAGGUGUUCAGUCCUUGGGGUUCCUCUUGUCCCUUCUCUAUUGCUCUGGGCAUGUGAGACAAACACCGCCAUGUCUCCAGCUCUGUCAGGUUGUAAAUUCGGCAACAAAUUGUUACCACUACACGGCGUCCGGCCCCAAACUCCAGGGCUAUGCCAUGGUGCCAAUCUUCAUUGGCUGCCCCCCGGGCAAGAGGCUGGCCUUCGACAUCACCAGAACCCUGAAGUACACCACCAAACAGAACAAGCGGUACUUCGACUGCAUCCACAAGAACCCAGAGCUGCCGUGUUUCUUCUUUAACGAUGUAUUUUACCCCUUCUUCUUGAUCCAAGACAUGGUGACGGGGGACUCAGGACCUUUCAUGGGCAGCUACAUGCUGAGGAUCAUUGGCGGAGGGCCGUACUCGGAGAGCAGGAUCCGCCUCUACAGCCCGAGCGAAAUCCUCGACUAUAACACGGCAAACGGCAGCACACCGCUGAGUCUGAUCUGGAUGAGGGCUAAUCACACAAAACCUGCCCUUACCGAUCCUGAAGGCUUCAAUGUCUUCUCCGGAACCGACUGUGGGAUCAAGUGGAUCUGUGAGCAGAACUCGCCCUGUUACGACGUGGUUCCCUUAGACCUGACAGCUCCAGAUUACUUCUUUUUGGUCGAGGUGUCUAACAGGGCAGUGGACAAGAGCACCUACUGCGACUACGACCUGGAGUUUGUGAUCCACAUUCACGGCUUGCGGCUCAGCCCCUCCCGGGCAAUCGCCUUCAUGAAGAUUUCCAUGGCCGUUCUUACCGGCAUUGUCUUCUUGUACGUCCUCCACCAAGUCCUGGGGCCUGUGAUCGGGGCUGGCUUCACCCGACUCAUCCAAAGGUUUGAAGAGGCCCUAGCUGUUCGCACAGAGUCCAACAUCACCUUCUCCGGCUCUUCCUCCAUCCAAAGUCAGGGGAACUCCCACCACACAUCCCCCUUGUAGACCUGAAUCAGCGGCAACAGCCACCUGCCCUGGCGCAGCCUGGAAGAACCGGCCCCCCAGCGUCCCAUUGUCCCCAUCGCAAGUCCCAACCUGUAUCCAAACGUUCCUUUCCUCUCUGCAGUCCCCAGCAGCCCGAAAGCCCCGCCCCCCCCCCCGCUCCCUGCUUUGGGCUGGGACCUUCUGUCACCGACUUGGCUGAUGAGUCCAGGCAGGCUAGACCCAAGCCGUGGUGGGCGUGCUAUUGCUCAGAUCUAGCAUCUAGCUUUCCUGGCUAAAGCAGAGGGGAUCAGGGCUUUCCACGGUAGCUCUGGAGCAAACUAGUCAGUCAGAACUAUAAAGACCUGAACCCACAGGGCGUUGCUCUAAACGCCUCAGACAGAGAACGGUGGCCGGCCUUUCCCAGUCCAGCUGGAACAGGAGCUCCAUUUGGCCACCCAUUUCGAUGCUCCCGGCCUUAUCCGUGAUGGUACCCAAGCUCCAGGCAUGAUCGGAAGGGCAGCGAGCGGCCGCUCCAGUCUGAGCAGGUUUAGGAGCUCCCGCGCAGUGAGUGGGACCUUUGGAUUCAGGAAUUCCCAUGUCAAAAUCUCUUGCUUUGUUGAACGAAUGAAAAUCUUCCCGUCUUUUUCCGGUUCCUUUUGCAUUUUGCAGCCUUUAGCAGCAUGGCAAGGGGAGACAGGUUGUUUCUGCAGGUGAGUGCAGGAGCCUUUGCUGAGCUGGUCCCUGCACCAGGCUCCAUGGGCCUCACGUCUUAUUUCGGUUGUUCAGUAAACGCCCUCGUCGUCUGGGAGCGGAUCCCGAGUUGGGGAAUUGAAUCUCCUGCUUCCCCCAGAACUGGUGCCGACCACUCCAGGGGAAAUGCUCUGCCCUGGGUUCUCUGAUCUCCAUGCUCCCUGAUGGUCUAAGGGACGGAUCCCCAGCUGAUGUAACUCAGCAUCUCUCUGUUGGGGUUAAUGGGCGAGAUCCCCAGCUGGUGUCAAGCGGAUAUUUACAGCUGCCGUGGAGCUGGCCGCGAGCUGGCUGGGUCCCCGAGGAGCAAUGCCGGGGGGGUAAAUUCACCAGCCAAGCUGACAUUUUCCCACCCAGAGCUUUCUAGCUAUGGGGAGGUUUCUUUCUCGGUGGGAGACUGGGAGCCAGGACUCCUGGGUCCAUCCCAUGUUCUGCCACCAAUUCACUGAGCUCACUCCUAGGGGGUGGGGGGGCUUUGUGCUGCCCAGGAUCCUAUCCUGACACAGGGAGAAACGGAGGGUAGGGUGGCAACAAGCUGGCUCUAUGCCACCCUUCCUCCUUCCGGGAAGAGCAUGCUGAGAUGGGGCUCUGUCUGGGAUGUGAUUUGCAGCUGGCAUAACUAAGAGCAGCCCUGAGGCUGCUGUAAGUUACACCCUGAGCUGGUACUGGGCCAGCUGCGGGGAGAAGAAAGGUGGCUUAAAACCACCACCCCCAUCUCCUGGGCUUCAAGGAGUGUAAAUUUAGCCCACCUGAGGUUUAUUAACACCUGCCUCUCACAUAGCACUUUUCCUCAGUAAAGCCAGAGCAUUACACCCAUUUUACAGAUGGGGAAACUGAGGCACAGAAAGACGCUGCAACCAGCCCAGUGUCAUCCAGCGGGUGAAGCCAGGAAUAGACACCUGCUUCCCUGAAUCCCAGGUGAGCCGGUGACCUGCUUGGCCACCUGCCUGCGCCUUAUACCCUGCCCUUCGCUGGGGAGGAAACAGCUGGCUGUAUCUCUGCCACGGUGCUUUCACAGCAAGGAUAAGAGGCAGCUCCCGUUGCAAUGUCCUGCUGAUAAACGCGCAUCGCAGCCUCCUCUCCGCACUGCCAGGAUUAUCUCCCUGCGGCAGCAGCCUAGCGUCACCGGUGCGUUCCAGCCCUGACCCCGGAGACGCGGCUCUCCAUUCAGCCGCCUCUGUCAGUCCCGGCCUCCCUUUGAUCAGGAGCUGCCAUUUAUCGUCCUAACUGAGAGAUAAAGGGAGCUGCUGUCA